Messenger RNA from Endocarpon pusillum Z07020, 330 nucleotides. RefSeq lists its product as uncharacterized. The transcript has a single exon. Bases 1 to 330 code for a protein of 109 amino acids. Lineage: Eukaryota; Fungi; Ascomycota; Eurotiomycetes; Verrucariales; Verrucariaceae. The record is from RefSeq and is a predicted model, not a curated record.
AUGGUACCAGGGGUGGAGGCUGAGCGCGCCGUCUGCUCUACCACACUAGAAGAGUCUGACGACGGCGCUGCUUGUAUCUGGAUAUGUCGCCGGCUGUCAGCUACUCUGAAGUAUUGCGAAGCUGCAGCAGAUUGUCUCGGAUGGUUCGACAAGCGCUGGAAUCUGGACCUUGCUGGCGCACGCAUGUUUGCGCAUUUCUUCAUCUUCGAGCUGGCCGAGUUUUGGUGGUCGCGAUCCUGGCUGGAUCAUCUGGAAUUCGGUACCAAAAUUACACCUCAUAACUACGCAGGGUACAGAGUAUUUGUCCAAGAAUACACAGCAAUACCGUAG